GUUUCGAUGGUCCGCUGUGUAGGAAUCGCGAGCUGCGCCGCGGAUAAACACCGGCUCCUCCGCUAAAAUCGCACUCAGGACUGCAUUGCUCCUGAAUUUUAACAGUGGUGCUGUGUAGGUGUGGUGUCAGUGGUCAAGGGUGAGCCCCCAUCUCAAGCACAGGCAGACUCCUGGUGCUCUUCGAUUGUGCAUCAAAGUGCAUUUAGUGUUAAAAAUGUUAAAAUUAAGUUAGUGCUUCGUAAUGCUGUCGUACAUGCUACCAGUGGACGAAAAACCGCCCCCGGCCCCUAAUAAAGGCCACAUGCAAUUACCUCUGACAUCAGAAACUUUAACAAACGGUAGAACUUCAAGUCCUAUCAGUAAAGAAACAAGUGUUAGCAGUUUUGUAAGCGAUGUGACAACAGCAACUGCCAGUCACAGCUCUAUGACGCCUACAAGCACUAGUGAUAAAGGAAAGCCUAAGUUAGUUAUCAAUGGAGGAAAACACCAAACAUUGAAAAGGGUAUCGUUUGGUAGUUCCAAGGGGUCCAUGGUUGAAACGCUUAUUUUUGAAAGUCCAGUCCAAGAAGAACCCGAGCCGAGUCCAAUUCCUGAGAAUGCGAAUCCAUCAUUUCCCACCGAUCAGGAUCAAACCGAAACCGAACGAGAAAAAGUACGAGUGACGUUCUUUCAACAAUCAAAACCUCAAGAAGUCGAUUUACCGGAUGAACCUGUCGUUUUUACCGACACGGAUUUCAUAAUGGCCACCACGGUAGCUAUGAAUGAAACGAAUCAUGUCGUUUAUAAUAGGACAGAAAGUACGGAAAGCGGCUGGGAGAAUCCUUUUCGUCCCGGCGGCGACUUGAGUCGAGAAGCCGACGAGAUAGUAGAAUUAAUAAAAGGGGGCAAACCGAUCACGCCUACACCCGACAGUUCGGCGCCCCCUUUACCCUCUUUAGACGAAACCGAUAAGAACCAAACAAACAAUCUAUCGGAACCCAUCACACAAAGUCCGAAAAAAGCAACCGAACUGAAUGCCACCCCAAAAAGUGCUAACGGCAACGUCAAAAACGACAAAUCUAACAAUACUCCAGGAGCUGUCGACGUUAAACGAGGGACAAUUAAACCAGACGGAGAGGUCGAACAUGUUACGAUAAAAAAGAAACCCAAGUGCAAGUGCUGUGUUAUACAAUAACUGCUGACAACAGAUAGUCAAUAGACUUGUUACUGUUAAAUAUUUUAUAAAAAUAGCAAGGUGUAAAAACGAUUCAACUUCGAUUUGGCGUAACUGUGAUGUUUUUAGUACAAAAAGCUGAAACAGUUUUCAAUUAUUAACAUAUCAUUGCAGUAAUAAUUUAUGUUGAUCAGUGACUCAGAAUUUGCCUCGAAAUAAUCAAAAGCUGUUUCCAAGUGAGAGAAAAUCGAAAAAAAAAAACGUUUUUACACCGAGAAUGCUUACCUAUGCUUUAACCAGUCACACAAAUACUAGUGCUAUUCUGUUUCUUGAAUCUCUACUUAAUUUUCAAAGCAAUACUAGCGCAAGAAUCGGUUUUAUUUCUCGUUGGAAAAAUUCGACUCUAGUCAAAAAUAUUUUGUGAAUCGUUUUAUUUUUUUGUGAUUUUUAUUUGUACAAAAACGGGAGAUAAAACUAAAAUGAACUAAACAAAUGUGAUUAUAUACCUAUAUUAAAAUUUACCAUAUUUUUACAUUGUAUUACUGUAAUGUUGUUUGUGUUUCACGGAUUAUUUCUUAUGGUUGUGGGAAUGAUGGGAACACAAACAUAUUAUAUUUAGUUUAACAUUUGUAUAAAUAUAUACAAGUCUAGAAUGAAUGAUAGUACAAGUAUUUUUUAUAUAUUUUAGCUUUUCAUCUACUAUAUGACAAAAAUUUUCGGAUUAACGGUGUAUUCAGUAGCAAGAUUUAGUUGUCUAUGUUUUAACUUGUAAAUGUUCUUCUAUAGAGUUAUUGUUGUUAAUAUUAUUUGUUGUGUUUGUGUGUCUGGAACGAAAGUCGGAAUUAAACAUCGGCAUUAUUUUUCGUAAAAAAUAAUACUUGAUAAAGAUUGCUAAUAAACACGAAUUGUGCAGAGAUUAUUUAAUAUUUUUAAAUAUAAGUACAUAACGUCCCUUGUUUAUAUGUGUAUGUAAAUGCAGCUUAUAAUAUGCUUAAGAUGUAUAGAUUUUAGAUUGUAAAUCGAUCAUGUUUGUUUCAAGCACUCCAAACUCUUUUUUUAUGAUAUUUUACAUGAUGAAAUUAUUAUUCAUUCAUAUAUUAUUUUAAUCUUUUGUGUAUUAUAUUGUAAUAUAAAUCUAAUUUGUAUACCAAGCCGCAUAGCAUUAAAUAAUUUGUGAUGUCACAAAGUAAACCGUUUUUCAUUCCU
Tribolium madens (black flour beetle) is the source of this 2359-nucleotide messenger RNA. RefSeq lists its product as uncharacterized. The transcript has 5 exons. Lineage: Eukaryota; Metazoa; Arthropoda; Insecta; Coleoptera; Tenebrionidae. Bases 242 to 1174 code for a protein of 310 amino acids. The record is from RefSeq and is a predicted model, not a curated record.